Molecule: messenger RNA, 918 nt
Organism: Suillus paluster
Lineage: Eukaryota; Fungi; Basidiomycota; Agaricomycetes; Boletales; Suillaceae
Product: kinase-like domain-containing protein
Exons: 7
Coding region: 1-918 (305 amino acids)
Biological process (GO): protein phosphorylation; intracellular signal transduction
Cellular component (GO): cytoplasm
Molecular function (GO): ATP binding; protein serine/threonine kinase activity
Source: RefSeq, a predicted model, not a curated record
AUGGACUCCCCAGUACCAGAAACAAAUGAUGUCUUCUCCCUCUCUGACCACCUCCUCGCAGAACGUCUUCAUUUCGUUAAAGAGAUCGGCUUCGGAAACUGGGGCAGCGUUUGGCUGUGCCGUCCUAAAUCCAGUUCCUCGUCUGAAUUGCACAAGGACGUUGAAGUAGCUGUUAAGCUCGUCCACCGCUCCAAGACCAGCACAACCGCUGCGCGUGUGCGUUCGCUAUGGAACGAGAUGAAGAUUGUGCGCUCGUUCAAGGCCGAUCCGCAUCCCUCUAUCAUCCCCUUCCAUUCAUUCAUCAUCACCCCAUCAUACGCCCUUAUCACGAUGGCAUAUCUGCCGGCCCUCGUCCCUGUCGAAGUCUCCGAACCCCGCGCAAAAGAAUGGUUUCGCUCACUCUUGAGUGGGGUCAACUUCUUGCACGAGCGUGGAGUCGUCCAUAACGACAUCAAACCCGCUAACAUCCUGCUCUCCCACAAGAACGUACCCGUACUCGUCGAUUUUGGGUUCGCGGAGAAGUACGAUCUUGCUUCCCCUAAAGCAUUUCAUAGUAAUUUGACAUACGGCACUCCUGAGUACCUCUCCCCCGAACGCGCUCGUGGCCUUCCCCAUGACACCCGCAAGUCUGACAUCUGGUCACUUGGUGUCACUUUUUUCGAGAUAUUGAUUGGUCGCACACCCUUUGAAUACGAAGAGGGCGAGCAGUUUGCGAGCAAAGCAGAUUUGGAGAAGUACUGGGGUAGGACGAUGCGCGGCAAAUGGGUUGGCGAAUACACCAUUCCCAGGCCCGCGGAGAAACUUCUCAAGCGCAUGAUCGUUCCCAACGCAGAUUUGAGGUGUACGGCGAAAGAUGCGAUGUGUGAUUCUUAUUGGCAUGCUGCAGGUCCAACUGUAAUUCCAGAUGCACACAGUUAG